Molecule: messenger RNA, 3230 nt
Organism: Colias croceus (clouded yellow)
Lineage: Eukaryota; Metazoa; Arthropoda; Insecta; Lepidoptera; Pieridae
Product: PC4 and SFRS1-interacting protein-like
Exons: 16
Coding region: 186-2654 (822 amino acids)
Biological process (GO): regulation of transcription by RNA polymerase II
Cellular component (GO): nucleus
Molecular function (GO): double-stranded DNA binding; transcription coregulator activity
Source: RefSeq, a predicted model, not a curated record
AUUGUAGGUUAUUUUCAUAUCUUAGCGUCUUUUUGUAUUCGGACAAUAUUUAUAAAACUUUAGAUGUAAAAAGUGAUUUGUUUGAAAUUUUCCAAGUAAAUACAUAUUUUGGUGCUAUUGCAGUGUGCCCAAACAGCGGUGUUUGGUCAAAAUUCAACAAUACAUAUUUUGAUUAGCGUCAACUUAUGAAGAUGGGAAAGAAAGUAAGGGAAUAUAAAUCGGGCGACUUUAUAUUUGCAAAAGUAAAAGGAUAUCCAGCAUGGCCGGCAAGAGUGCAAAAACUGAAUGGAAAGAAGUAUUUUGUAUAUUUCUAUGGGACUGGAGAAACUGCAAACCUACCACCGAACAUGAUAUUCGACUAUGCCGAGAACAAGGAAAAGUUUCUAACCAAAACGGUGAAACGUCGCGACUUCAACGACGGCGUGAAACAGAUUGAAUACGACUUCGCUAAUAAUGUGCCGUUGGAGCAAGUUAUUGGUGUCGUUACAGAGCCUUCUGAAGACGCAGCAAAUGAUACAGCCAACGAUACGGCAAACGAAGUCGACGACUCCACCGCAGACACCACUGCCGCAGAUGACACUAUAGCUGAUGAGUCUGCAGCGAAUACAACACAAAAUGAUACUGGCAUUGAAGAUUCAGAUGAAACAGGCGGCCUGGUUAUAGAUGAAGCUAAAGCGAAAGGCAAGAAAUCCGUCUCCAAAACGCCAGCAAAAGAUACACCAAAGGCCGCGCCUAAAACUCCCCGCGGGAAAGGCAAGAAGGAAGAUGGCGAUGAAAAGGAGAAGGACAAUAAGGAAAAGGAAGAGGAGUUGGUCAGCAGGAGUGGGAGAAAGAUUAGGCCUAAGCGCUAUAUGGACGAACAUACAGAAGAAAAUACAACACUACCGUCGCCUGCGCCUAAAAAACGUCGUGGGACUUCACCCGGCGUUGACAAAGAUACCAGAGACAAGGCCGAGAAGAUUAUCAAGCAUUUUAAUAAUGUGACACAGUCUGAAUUAGAAGACCUCAAGGAGCCAUUCACACCAGACGAACCAGACAAAGAGAACAUUCUCAUAGCGUACCUACCGUCCGGGCAAUAUGUGGGCAUAAAGCUGUUCCAAUCCAGACCGACAACGUUUAAGAACGAAGCCGCUAGACUACAGUGGGAUAAACAGGCUGCUAGUAAUGCGUUGACGCUUAAAACGCAAUUGGAAAGAGGACACAUAACAGCUCAAUCGGUGGUAGCACAACUGAACAUGGAUCUCAGUUUAACUGACGAGGAAAAGGCCAUGCUGGAUAAGGACAGAGAAACAGAGGAGAAGAAAUCUCGUGUGCAGUUCUUGAAGACGGAGAUGAAACUAAUUGAAUUAGACGCUAAGAUAAAAACCUGUCUUUGCUUGGAGAAGGCAGAUACGGAGCUGUGUUUGAAGUUGUUGGAUGAAUUGAUGGAGCUAGAAGUGAAACCGCUAAUGCUGCUCAAACAUCCCUCAUGUCUGGAGACAAUAAAACGAAUGCGCGCAUACGUUGGGAACACGCCAUCUUGGGACCUCAGUGAGAGCGCUGCGCUCGUGUUCAGCAAACACGCGCACAGGAUACGGAAACUGGCGGACACUAUAUAUAAUAAUAUGCGGCAAUUAUUCACAACGCCCGAGGGUCUAUCGUUCUGGGAGUAUUUCUCUGAACGCGUGAUGCAAUUCAAAAAGGCCACGAGUAAAUUGUCAGCCGAUGAACUGUUGGAGCUGGUGCAUGAACCUAUUGAAAUGUCACAACCAUCACCGCACACAAUGAAGUCGGCUGUGGAUUCAGCAAAUGAAGUGGAAGCUAGCGUUGAGGGGCAGAAGAAAAAACCACAAGCAGGAAGAAACAAGAAGAACGCAAACACAACACCAUCCAAACCGCCGCUCAAACGGCAGAACUCUAAAAAGCAACAAAACGACAAAGAAGACAACGAAGAAGAAACAGACAAAUCGGAAAACGAAAAAGAUAAAGAAAAAGAUUCAGACACACAAAACGCAGACAGUGAAAAGACAAAUGACACAGAGAAAGAAUCAAAUAACACAGACGAUGUAGAAGAAAGCACAGAAAAGACAGAAGACACAGAAGAAUCAGAGAAAGACACAGAAGAUAAUAAGAAUGACGAAUUAAAUAAUGACACAGAAAAAACAAAUGACGCAGAAAUGGAAGUUGAUGAAGAUUUAAAUAGUAAAGAAGAAGAAUCUAAAGAAGAUUCUGCGAAAGAAUCUACAAAAGAAGCAGAAAGCACAGACAAAGUAAAAGAUAAAUCAAAAGAUUCAGACAAAGAAGACGCGAAAGAUAAGAAGGAAAAAGACAAGCCGAAAGAAAGCGCGGACAAAUCUAAAGACAGUAAAGAUAAACCGAACGGCAAAGAGAAGAAAGAUAACGGUGAAAAGAAAGAUAGUACGCAAAGCAAAGAUAAAGCAAAAGAUAGCACGGAUAGGAAAGAUAGGGCUGAAAAGCGUAAACUAAGCACGGAAAGUAAAAAGGAGCAGAGUCCAAAUGCGGAAGACAAGGUGAAUAAAGAUAAAGAUUCGGAUAAAGAAAAAGAUAAAGAUAGCCCUAAAGAAGAUGAGCCGAGAGCGAAGAGGACGAGAGAGAGCAAGAAGACUGAACCGCCACCGCCGCGAUCGCCGACAAAAAGGAAGUCGAAAGCUUGAACAAAAUAUUAGAAAUUAUUAUUAAGUUGUUUUCUUAACGGACUUGCAGGAAUUGUAUCAAAAUAUUUGAUUUUUUUUUAUAUUAUUUUAACAGAUUUUGUAUGUGAAAAUAGAAGUUUUUGUCUAUAAAAGGUAUGGUGUAAAUGUAUGGGGAAAUGAUUUUGUAGAUCUUCAAUAUAGAAACGUAAUUUAUUGCAUCAAAAAUAGUAUUUUGAUAAGUUGAUAUUUCUUUAUGGCAAUAUUCUCUAAUACUUAAAAUCUGCAGAAUAUUUUUGUGUGUUUUAAAAGUUAUGAAUUCAUAAAUUAUCUGUUAUUAAAUUUUUUAUUGAUUUUUUAUUACAUUAAUAUUAAGAUUUUGGGGUCAUUUUAAUAAUAAAAGUCGAUUAGAAUAUUAUUCACUAUCAAUAACUUUAACAAAUGAAAAAAUAUAACAAAUUUUAAAAGAAUACCAAUUGUAAUAAGUCUAAAAACACCAUCGAUUCCUGCAAAUCCGUUACGAAUGUCGCAGUCCACGUUUAUAUAUAGAAAAUUAUUUUAAGUAUUAAAAAAAACUAUAAAUAGAAAUAAGGUGCAUAU